AUGGCUCAGGUUGCAUGGACGCUAGUUAAUUGGUCAUCACCAAAGCAAGGCAAAAUACAGCCAGCCUGGUUAAAAUCAUUUAAGGUUACAAACUGCUCUGAGGAAAAAGGAAAACAGUCAACAUUUGUCAUAAGGUCUCUUGAAGUUUCCCCUGACCCAUUGGCUCUUCCUGGUAUUGUAACGGUCCACUUUGAAAUCAACAAUCUUCUUGAUAUUAGUGACUCUGAUGAUGUUCAGAUAAGUGUGGACAUGGACCUAACAAGAGGAGGCACAACUGUUAAGAUACCUUGUUUGGAUAUGUUUGGUUCAUGUACGUACAAUGAUGUCUGCAGCCUGCUGGCACCUAUUGAGACAUGUCCUCCAGAAUUUAUGGAAUCAAAUGUGCCUUGUAAAUGUCCCAUAAACAAGGCAGACUAUAUACUUCAGCAGGUUUCAGCUAAUGUUGGUAUUUCAUUCCCACCUGGAGACUACAGUGCCACUGCCAACAUGACACUCAAUGGUUUGUUUGCAGCUUGUAUCAAUGUCACAUUCACUGUGGAGUAACUAUGAACAUGGAGAAUAAUUCGAAUAAAUAUUAACAUGGAAAGCCAACAUAUUUUUGCUGGACUUUAAAUAGAUUUAAAUCUAUCAAAAUUACUUGCAAACAUUUCAAGUACUUUCCCUUUUGAUUAAAAACUUUAUUUGAUUAUAGCACCAUAUAACUUUUUGUUUAGACUUUUAAAAAAUAGUUUACAGUGUUUUAGGUUUACCACAGACAUGAGUUAAGAAAAUUAAAUGUCUCAUCAGUGUUCCUUUUAUGAAAAUCACUUUCAUGCGAGCAAAAUUUAUGGGGUUUUUGUUUGACCACUUUUAUGGAAAGUAAAAGAUUCAAAACUUAUUUUCAGGAAAUAAUGCAGCCUUAAUUUACAAGAAUGAAACAAUCUGUGCUCUGAUCUUGCAAGUGCUAUUUUUACACACUAAACUAUUGUCUCCAACAGCAAUAAGAUCAGUUAAGUUUGGACUUAGUCUAGAUACACAUAUUUUAAAAUAUUCUGGCAAAAUAUAGAUUCUAUGCUUUUCAGUAUACUAGCCAGUUCUUUGCUUGGUACAUUUAAACCUGAAGCACAAUGAAUAAGCUGCUUUUCAUGAACACAUUUCUGAUACUCAACAGUUCACAUACCUUUGCGGAAACCUUCAUAACAAUAUAAACAGCAAUAUAAGCCACAACACUGGAGAUCGUAGAUGGCAAACAGUUCUAUUAGGUCCUCAUCUCUUUCUUUGUUAAACAGUGCCUUGGGUUCUGCAACAGAAAUGUUAUGUAUAUUUGGUUGAAUCUCAUUUCAUGCAAUGUUAUUUCAGACUUUGUAGGUAUGUUUUUCAGAGUGAGAAGGAAAUGCGCAUUUUCCUAUGCCAUGACUAUAGAGAAAAAUGUAGUUUAUCAUUGCUAUGCGAAUAAAUGAUCUAAACUC
Molecule: messenger RNA, 1448 nt
Organism: Pomacea canaliculata
Lineage: Eukaryota; Metazoa; Mollusca; Gastropoda; Architaenioglossa; Ampullariidae
Product: ganglioside GM2 activator-like
Exons: 4
Coding region: 1-543 (180 amino acids)
Biological process (GO): lipid transport; ganglioside catabolic process
Cellular component (GO): cytoplasmic side of plasma membrane
Molecular function (GO): enzyme activator activity; lipid carrier activity
Source: RefSeq, a predicted model, not a curated record